This is a messenger RNA of Mus musculus (house mouse), 1276 nucleotides long. RefSeq names its product transaldolase 1 (gene Taldo1). Gene Ontology annotation, biological process: pentose-phosphate shunt, non-oxidative branch; carbohydrate metabolic process; fructose 6-phosphate metabolic process. The transcript has 8 exons. Gene Ontology annotation, cellular component: nucleus; cytosol; cytoplasm. The record is from RefSeq and is marked reviewed. The coding region runs from base 63 to 1076 and encodes 337 amino acids. Gene Ontology annotation, molecular function: transaldolase activity; monosaccharide binding; carbohydrate binding. NCBI's taxonomy places the organism in Eukaryota, Metazoa, Chordata, Mammalia, Rodentia, Muridae.
GACGCGCGGGGCAUUGUGGGUUAGCACGCACCGGCUACCGCCUCAGCUGUUCGCGUUUCGCCAUGUCGGGGUCCCCGGUAAAGCGCCAGAGGAUGGAGUCCGCCUUGGACCAGCUCAAGCAGUUCACCACCGUGGUGGCCGACACGGGUGAUUUCAAUGCCAUCGAUGAAUACAAGCCCCAAGAUGCCACCACCAACCCAUCCCUGAUCCUGGCUGCAGCCCAGAUGCCUGCCUACCAAGAGCUGGUAGAGGAGGCCAUUGCCUACGGCAAGAAGCUGGGUGGGCCUCAAGAGGAGCAGAUUAAAAAUGCCAUUGACAAACUUUUUGUGCUGUUUGGAGCAGAAAUAUUAAAGAAGAUUCCAGGCCGUGUAUCCACAGAAGUUGAUGCAAGGCUUUCCUUUGAUAAGGAUGCCAUGGUGGCCCGAGCCAGGCGCCUCAUCGAGCUUUACAAAGAAGCUGGGGUCGGCAAGGACAGAAUUCUCAUCAAGUUAUCAUCAACCUGGGAGGGGAUUCAGGCUGGAAAGGAGCUGGAGGAACAGCAUGGCAUCCACUGCAACAUGACACUGCUUUUCUCCUUCGCCCAGGCUGUGGCCUGUGCUGAGGCGGGCGUGACGCUCAUCUCUCCCUUUGUGGGGCGCAUCCUUGAUUGGCAUGUGGCAAACACAGACAAGAAAUCCUAUGAACCCCAGGAGGACCCUGGGGUCAAGAGUGUCACCAAAAUCUACAACUACUACAAGAAGUUCGGCUACAAGACCAUUGUCAUGGGCGCCUCCUUCCGCAACACGGGCGAGAUCAAAGCACUGGCGGGCUGUGACUUCCUCACCAUCUCCCCGAAGCUCCUGGGGGAGCUGCUCAAGGAUAACAGCAAGCUGGCGCCUGCGCUCUCUGUCAAGGCGGCCCAGACCAGUGACUCGGAGAAGAUACAUCUGGACGAGAAGGCCUUCCGUUGGCUGCACAACGAAGACCAAAUGGCCGUGGAGAAGCUCUCCGACGGCAUCCGCAAAUUUGCUGCUGAUGCCAUAAAGUUGGAGCGGAUGCUCACGGAACGAAUGUUCAGCGCUGAGAACGGGAAGUAGUGCAACACCCGAGGCCCCAGUCCUGCACCGAGGCUGACCCCAGACCUGCACUGCCUUUGAGCUGGGUCCUAAUUGCACAUGGCUUGUGACGAAUGAAUCUUGCAUUUUUUAGUGAUCGGAGAAGGGAUGGAUCAUAGGAUUCUGAUUUUAUGUGAAAUUUUGUCUAAUUCAUUAAAGCAGUUGCUUUUCCUAUGCUGUUU